ACAUCACUCCAACUUGAGCUACGUUGGAAGCUCAAAACUUGCCAAAUACAUAUUCCAAUUGCUUGAAUCAAUUACCCAGAUCACCGAAAACAUCCUGCAUAAGUUCAAUUUCUACCAGAAACUCACGUCUCAUCCAUUCAUCUUUCGCCAUGUCUCUCUUCCGCAAUGUCCUGCGUACAACUGCAACCACCAUCCGCCCUUUCCACACGACAACACGUAUGCAGAUGCCGUAUAAGCACGAUCAGGACCGCGAGUCUCUACGCCCAGUUGUGAAUGAGAACACAAAAUCAGGAACGGACGAGCAAGUUGCCUCUGAGCACGCCGACAUCGCCUUUGACCCUAACACGACACGGCCUGAGGAAGCUGCCGAUAAGACCAGAGAGAGGACCAAGUCUAAGGGCCGAGAGGGAGAAGACGCCCUGAACGCGAGUGGUGCGAACCAAGAGCUUAGCACACCCAUGGGUGACGAGAAAACGAUUGAGACCAAGGGUGCUGGAGAAGAGAUCUCAAAAGGAGGAUCUAGCGGAAGUGGAAGUGCGCCAAAGAAGGGAGAUCUGCCCAAGGCCAAGUAAGGAAUGGGAACAUGAAGCGAGAAGUCAACGAUUCCUAUGACCUGUAUCUCGUGUUCUACUUAUGCCUUCAUAAGUAUUUACCUAUUUGUUCAUCAGAAGAAGAGCUCUGGAGGCUUAAUUGCAUAUCUAGAUAAUAAUAAAAAACACAAUUACAAUCG
Messenger RNA from Fusarium redolens, 730 nucleotides. RefSeq lists its product as uncharacterized. The record is from RefSeq and is a predicted model, not a curated record. NCBI's taxonomy places the organism in Eukaryota, Fungi, Ascomycota, Sordariomycetes, Hypocreales, Nectriaceae. The coding region runs from base 150 to 572 and encodes 140 amino acids. The transcript has a single exon.